UGACUUUCGUCAAGGACUUUCCUGGAAGCAGUCUUGACUUGUUUGGUUGUUAAAAGUGCCUCCGGAAAUACGAAUGAAGGCAGGCAUUUCUGGUGCUAAGCACAAACAGUGUCAUCAGCGGUUGGUAGUAUGAAUUCAACAACAAAUUUUUGUGGGCAGUGUUUAUAUGCCAACGAACAGUUCCUUCAGAAUGCAGGGGAGAGGUGCCACCGUGGCUGAAGAAAACAGGACGAAGAGCCACGGCAACUGUUUGCCAUGGAAACCUGCACAUCAGUUCUUCCUUCUGUUACUGAGCUACUCUUUUGGGCGAGGUGGAUGUAUAAGCUGCCAAUUGCAUAACAACAAUGGUACAGGUACGCACUUAGCUUUUAUCACGGCAGGCACUGUUAAGCAACAUGUCAUCUCCAAGGGCUUUCAGAGCAUCUCCUGUGCGGCUGUCAACUUCUGCCGCAUACGAUGGUACCGUCUCUCAGCAGACGCCCGCACGAUGGAACCCUACCCUUGGGACUUGGGCAAUUUCACGAUCGUGGCACCGGUGGAUGCCAAUCAGACCCUGCGCUUUCAGUCCGCUGACGACGCGGCAGAGGGAUCCUACGUUUGUGUCGCCUCCAACGGAACACACCAGAUCAACAGAUCCACCCAUCUGACAGUGGAUGUGAGGUAUUGGACCGGCGACCCUCUGCAGCUUCAACACAAGCUCUGCCACAACCGCACGGCGGAGGUGGGCCAGAACGUGACCCUGUUCUGCCAGUUCUAUGUGGGCCUGGAGGUGCGGCUAACGACCGUCUACUGGCGCCGGCCCAACACCUCCCUGCCGCAGGAGCAGUGGUCGGGCUGCGGCCAGGGCUGGGACUGGCUGGGGAUCGGCGUGCUGCGGAAGGUCUCCCACUACACCACCUACCACAUGAGGCUCAUCCAACACAUGAAUGACUCUGGCAGCGAGACACCCUGGAUCGGCAGCAGGCUGGAUAUCGUCAAUGUCAGCGAAGAGGCAUAUGGAAUUUACUGCGUCAUUGCCAACAAUGGCGGCCAUUGGUCACGAGACGUCCUGAUGCUCAGCCCCCCAGAUGAAAAACCGAGGCCCGUUGUCCGGCACUACCAAGAGCUGCCCUGGGUAGUGGUGGGAUCAGCUUUCCUCAUGGUCAGCGUUUCUCUUCUGGUGUGGAAGAUGGUGGCGCUGGAGGUGAAACUCUGGUACCAUGGCCGCUAUGGGGACGAUGAGCAGAAUGGUGCGUCCAUGUGGCUUUUCCGUCAACAGAAAUCAAAUCGGUGAAUUUCAGUAAAACCACGGUGGCAUUUAGUCCACAUGCCUCUGCAGGUGGACGUACAGUGGUCCGAAAUGCUUUUGUGGGAUCCAUUUCCUAUUUAUUUUUGGUUUUUCAAUUCUGGUUGGUAACUUUUGUUCGUGGGUACUGCUGUGUUGUUUUUUUUACUUUGACUUGGGCACCAGUAAAGUUAGUCACACACACCGCGUUUAGGAGCAGAUCAACUGUGGCUGCAUCCGAAUCUCUUGUCUAGAGCUAGGUCUAGGUCUUCACUCCA
Acanthaster planci (crown-of-thorns starfish) is the source of this 1542-nucleotide messenger RNA. RefSeq lists its product as uncharacterized. Gene Ontology annotation, biological process: signal transduction. The record is from RefSeq and is a predicted model, not a curated record. Lineage: Eukaryota; Metazoa; Echinodermata; Asteroidea; Valvatida; Acanthasteridae.